GGGAGAAGGAGGAGAGAAAAAUGAAAGAAAUAGAAAGAAAAAAGUUAGCUGAGUAUGAUGGUCAUCCCAGCACUUGGGAAGGUGAAGCAGGAUUGCUGUUAAGUUUGAGAUCAGACAGAGUUACAAAGUAGAUCAGUGCCACCUGGCCUCUGCCCCUGUCCACUGGGUGCCAGACUGCAACCUGCCCUUCAGCUUUGGCUCAGCCUGGAUCUCAGGUCUCCUGCAGCCUGAAACCAGACGGUGCUUGCUCCCAUCAGGCACCCUGAAUCAGUCCUGCACACCAUUUCUGGAUCUGUCCAGAAUCUGGGCAGAUAGCGUCCCUGCCCAGGCCAGUGACCUUCGCCUGAGCCUGGGUUAAUAUUUGCGCAGUCCAAAGGCAGCAGGGCUCCACCCCCUGAGAGAUAUAAGCUGGCCCGGGGCUGCUCUGCUUGCCACCUGGCCUGAGCCACUCCAAGCUCCCAGCCCACCAGCAACAUGGCCAAGGGCUUCUACAUUUCCAAGACUCUGGGCAUCCUGGCCAUUCUGCUGGGUGUGGCAGCUGUGAGCACCAUCAUUGCCCUGUCGGUGGUGUAUGCCCAGGAGAAGAACAGGAAUGCAGAGAACUCUGCCACAGCCCCCACGGUCCCUGGCACAUCAGCCACCACUUCAACCAUCGCAACUACCACUGUAGAUGAAGACAAACCUUGGAACCAGUACCGUCUGCCUAGGUCCCUGAUACCUGACUCCUACAAAGUGACCCUGAGACCCUUCCUCACUCCCAACGAUCAGGGCCUGUACAUCUUCACAGGCUCCAGCACCGUCCGUUUCACCUGUAACCAGACCACAGAUGUCAUCAUCAUCCACAGCAAAAAGCUCAACUAUACUGAGAAGCAGGGCCACAGGGUGGUGUUGCGGGCCCUGGAUGGCUCUCAGGCACCCAGCAUCCUCAAAACCGAGCUGGUAGAGCGCACCGAGUACCUGGUAGUGCACCUGCAGAGCUUUCUGGUGGAGGGUGCGCAGUACGAAAUGGACAGUGAGUUCCAGGGGGAGCUGGCUGAUGACCUGGCUGGCUUUUACCGCAGCGAGUAUAUGGAGGGCGACGUUAAGAAAGUGGUGGCCACAACGCAGAUGCAGGCUGCAGAUGCCCGGAAAUCCUUCCCCUGCUUUGAUGAGCCUGCUAUGAAGGCCACGUUCAAUAUCACACUCAUCCACCUUAAGGACUACGUAGCCCUGUCUAACAUGCCUCCCAGUGAUUUCAGCAGCAACUUUCCAGAAGAUUCUGACUGGCGUGUCACUGAAUUCCGACCCACACCCAAGAUGUCCACGUACCUGCUAGCCUACAUUGUGAGCGAGUUCAAGAGUCUGGAAUCGAUGUCACCCAAUAAUGUCCAGAUCCGGAUUUGGGCUCGGCCCAGUGCCAUUGACAAAGGCCAUGGUCUUUAUGCCCUGAAUGUGACAGGCCCCAUCCUAAGCUUCUUUGCCGAUCAUUAUGCUACACCCUACCCUCUGGAAAAGUCUGACCAGAUUGCCCUGCCUGAUUUCAAUGCUGGUGCCAUGGAGAACUGGGGGUUGGUGACCUAUCGUGAGAAUGCCCUGCUCUUUGACCCUGUCUCCUCCUCCAUUGGCAACAAGGAGCGAGUGGUCACUGUGGUUGCUCAUGAGCUGGCCCACCAGUGGUUUGGUAACCUGGUGACAUUGGAGUGGUGGAAUGACCUGUGGCUGAACGAAGGCUUUGCUUCCUAUGUGGAAUACCUGGGUGCCGACCAUGCGGAGCCCAACUGGAAUCUGAAAGACCUCAUAGUGCUGAAUGAUGUGUAUCGUGUGAUGGCCGUGGAUGCGCUCGCCUCCUCUCACCCUCUGUCCAGCCCUGCCAACGAGGUCAACACGCCGGCCCAGAUCAGUGAGCUGUUUGAUACCAUCACCUACAGCAAGGGAGCCUCGGUUAUUAGGAUGCUGUCUAGUUUCCUGACAGAGGACGUGUUCAAGCAGGGCCUUGCAUCUUAUCUCCAUGCUUUUGAAUACUCGAACACCAUCUACCUGGACCUGUGGGAGCACCUGCAGAAGGCUGUGGACAACAAUGCUUUCAAGCUCCCAGCCCCUGUACGCACCAUCAUGGACCGCUGGAUCCUACAGAUGGGCUUUCCUGUCAUCACCGUGAAUACUGCCACUGGAGACAUUUCCCAGGAGCACUUCCUCCUCGACAAGGAGUCCAUUGUCACCCGCCCCUCAGAGUUUAACUACCUCUGGAUCGUGCCCAUCUCGUCUAUCAAAAAUGGAGAGCAACAAGAUAACUACUGGCUGAAUGGCUCCCAGAAAAGCCAGAGCGACCUAUUCAAAGCUUCUCCCAAUGAGUGGGUCCUGCUGAACAUUAAUGUGACCGGCUACUACCAGGUGAACUAUGAUAAUGAAAACUGGAAGAAGAUUCAGAAUCAGCUGCAGACAAACCGGUCGGUCAUCCCUGUCAUCAACCGGGCACAGAUUAUUUAUGACUCUUUCAAUCUGGCCAGUGCCCAAAGGAUUCCUGUCACCCUGGCGCUGAACAACACCCUCUUCCUGUCUGGAGAAACAGAGUACAUGCCCUGGGAGGCUGCCUUGAGCAGUCUGAACUACUUCAAGCUCAUGUUUGACCGUUCCGAGGUCUAUGGCCCCAUGAGGAAAUACCUGAGGAAGCAAGUCAUACCUCUCUUCUCUCACUUCCAAAGCCUCACGGGCAAUUGGACUAACCGCCCAGAAACACUGACCGAACAGUACAAUGAAGUUAACGCCAUCAGCACCGCCUGUUCCAGUGGCAUCCAAGAAUGUAAAGACCUGGCAUCUAGGCUCUUUAGAGAGUGGAUGGCUAACCCCAGUACUAACCCGAUCCACCCUAACCUGCGGUCCACUGUCUACUGCAAUGCCAUCGCCCAGGGUGGCGAAGAUGAGUGGGAAUUUGCCUGGGAACAGUUCCGGAAUGCCACUCUGGUGAAUGAGGCAGAUAAACUUCUGUCAGCCCUGGCCUGCAGCAACCAAGUGUGGAUUUUGAACAGGUACCUGAGUUACACCCUGAACUCUGAGUACAUCCGGAGGCAGGACGCCACCUCCACCAUUGUCAGCAUUGCCAGCAAUGUGGUGGGACAAUCUCUGGUCUGGGACUUUGUCCGGAGCAACUGGAAGAGGCUCUUUGAGGAUUUCGGUGGAGGCUCCUUCUCCUUCUCCAACCUCAUUCAGGGAGUGACCCGGCGCUUCUCCACAGAGUUUGAGCUGCAACAGCUGGAGCAGUUCAAGGCGGACAACAUGGAGAUAGGCUUUGGCUCUGGCACCCGGGCUCUGGAGCAGGCCCUGGAGAAGACGAAAGCCAACAUCAAGUGGGUGAAGGAGAACAAGGAGGAGGUGCUCCGGUGGUUCGAACAAAACAGCCAGUAGUCCCUGGUCCUGCAAGUAACCUGGCCCUAUGUCACACCCACGACUAUGUAUUUCAGCAGCCUGUGCAGGGCCUCCAUCUUCAGAACCUCAGACACCAGCAUCCUAUCCUCAAGGAUAGUAUCUGACCUACGGUGCCAGUCUAGUUUCAAAUGGCCAGGCUACCCAGGCACCUCCCAGCCCUUGCCCCUCAUGACAAACCUACCCCAGGCCCAGCAAAGCAUUUUUGUAGCCCAGGGCUCUGGGGCUGAUCUCAGGGAAGCCCAGCUCUGGGGCCAGAUAAACAAAAGUCCUUGAUGGACAAAGGGUGGCUUGGAGGGAGUCGCCCUGCACACUUCACUCUCCCCACCAGACCCAGAACCCAAGGAAUGAACAGGGCACCAGAUCUAUAUUUUUUUUUUCUAAGAGAAAAUGUAAAUAAAGUAUUUCUAAAAUGA
Messenger RNA from Nannospalax galili (Upper Galilee mountains blind mole rat), 3815 nucleotides. It is a transcript of the gene Anpep, whose product is annotated as alanyl aminopeptidase, membrane. The transcript has 21 exons. Bases 475 to 3381 code for a protein of 968 amino acids. Gene Ontology annotation, cellular component: cytoplasm. Gene Ontology annotation, biological process: proteolysis; peptide catabolic process. Lineage: Eukaryota; Metazoa; Chordata; Mammalia; Rodentia; Spalacidae. The record is from RefSeq and is a predicted model, not a curated record. Gene Ontology annotation, molecular function: zinc ion binding; metalloaminopeptidase activity; peptide binding.